Molecule: messenger RNA, 555 nt
Organism: Vombatus ursinus (common wombat)
Lineage: Eukaryota; Metazoa; Chordata; Mammalia; Diprotodontia; Vombatidae
Product: adrenodoxin-like
Biological process (GO): P450-containing electron transport chain; positive regulation of oxidoreductase activity
Cellular component (GO): mitochondrion
Molecular function (GO): 2 iron, 2 sulfur cluster binding
Source: RefSeq, a predicted model, not a curated record
AUGGCGGCUCCAGGCUCCGGCAAGCUCCUGCUGGCCGCGUCCCGGCGCUGCCUCCUCUUCGCCGGAUCCCGAGCGGGCGCCGGGCGGCCGGGCUGGCCCGGGGAGCAGAAGCAGGGGAGCGCCGCCCGCCCGCGGGCCAGCCGGCGCGACAGCUUGUCGGCCCCGAGCCGGCACAGCUCAGAAGAUAAGGCAACCAUUCAUUUUAUAAACCGUGAUGGUGAGGAACGAACAGCCCAAGGAAAAGCUGGUGACAGUCUACUAGAUGUUGUUGUAAAUAACAAUCUAGACAUUGAUGGGUUUGGUGCCUGUGAAGGAACAUUGGUUUGUUCCACCUCGUCUGUCUUUGUCUUUGUCUUUGAAGACCACAUAUUGGAAAAGUUAGAAGCAGUUAUUGAUGAGGAGAAUGACAUGCUUGAUCUGGCCUACAGACUAAUGGACACAUCACACUUGGGCUGCCAGAUCUGUUCAACAAAGUCUAUGAACUAUAUGACUGUCCGAGUACCUGAAGCAGUUGCUGAUGCUAGGCAAUCCAGAGAUCUGGGCAAGAACUCGUAA